Messenger RNA from Lucilia cuprina (Australian sheep blowfly), 3899 nucleotides. RefSeq names its product serine/threonine-protein kinase/endoribonuclease IRE1 (gene Ire1). NCBI's taxonomy places the organism in Eukaryota, Metazoa, Arthropoda, Insecta, Diptera, Calliphoridae. Gene Ontology annotation, cellular component: IRE1-TRAF2-ASK1 complex. The transcript has 9 exons. The coding region runs from base 208 to 3486 and encodes 1092 amino acids. The record is from RefSeq and is a predicted model, not a curated record. Gene Ontology annotation, molecular function: RNA endonuclease activity; ATP binding; protein serine/threonine kinase activity. Gene Ontology annotation, biological process: mRNA processing; IRE1-mediated unfolded protein response; protein phosphorylation.
GAAUAUUUUUGUACAAUGUGCCGAAAAAUUUAAUUAAAUGUUAUCAAUUUUUAUAUAAAGUGCGUAAUAAAAUGGGAAAUUAGUUUAAUAAAACAAACUAAAUGUGAAAAUAAGAAAAAAACUACAAAAAUAAUGAGAAAUAGUGUGUAAAGAGCAAAGUGUUUGUGUACAAGAAAGAGGAAAGAAAAACAUUCAAAUGAAAACAAAAUGAGACGAAUGAAUCGCGGUUACGAUAAAAUGGGAAAAUUAUUUGUUCGCAAAUUCUUUUAUUGUUUAGUAUUUUGUGUUAUUAUUGCAUCAGCCUCGGUGUCGGCUACGUUAGUGUCAAAAACAACGACAUCAUCAUCAACAGAUAGUGCAGAGGUUGUUGUCGACGAUGUUAACAUUGGUGAAGGGGUUAAUAGGGUUAAGGAUUGUACAGACUUAGCCCGCGAUGAAGAAACUCUAAUGGUAUUUUCCACAUUAGGGGGCGGUUUAACAGCAAUUGAUCCGAUAACAAGUGAAAUACGUUGGACCAUAGCUGAUGAUCCCCCCGUAAUGUCUGAGCAGCAACAGAAUGUUCAUGUACCACAAUAUUUACCGGAUCCACGAGAUGGUAGCAUUUAUCAAUUGGGUGAUAUGGGAAGUUUAAAAAAACUACCCUAUACAAUACCGCAACUAGUGGCAAAUGCUCCAUGUCGUUCAUCUGAUGGCAUAUUGUAUUCGGGUAAAAAGAGUGAUACAUGGUUUAUAGUCGAUCCUAAGUCGGGAAGACGUGAAAAAGUCGGCUUUGGUGGCUCAGUAGAUGGAGGCGAUGGUGAACGUAUAGGUUGGGCAACUUCAAGAGCAAUUUACUUGGGUCGAACACAAUAUACCGUCAUGAUGUAUGACAGUUCGAAAAAGAAUAAAAAUGCAAAACCUUGGAAUAUUACGUUCUAUGAUUAUAGUUCUAUGGCCACUACACCGGAUAUAUCAAAAGAUUAUGAAUAUUUACACUUAACCACCACUUCUAAUGGUAAUAUUUUAACUUUGGAUCGUAAAAAUGGCAAAUUUUUAUGGAAGAAUGAUUUAACUAGUCCAGUGGUAGCAGCUUUUCUUUUGGGACCGGAAGGUUUGCUAAAUGUUCCUUUCACUACAGUUUCGGAUGAAGCUUUUCAGGCUAUACUGGAGGAAUCAAAAGAUGGCAAUGUCAAUACAGUUAAACUUUUCCAAUCUUUAUAUGUUGGAGAACAUAGACACGGUCUGUAUGCCUUACCCUCCUUAGUGGACAAAAAUACACCACGUAUUACCACAGCGCCGCCAAUCAAACUUUUAGAUGGUCCCCAGACAAAUGUUGAUCCCAAUACAAUUUAUUUAAAUGAUGUUUUCGAUAAUAAAGCCGGUAUUUUACUCGGCCACUACAAUGUGCCUAACGAUGUGAAUUUACAAAUUUCCCCAACACCUGCUGUUACCAAAGAAGAUAAUAACCAUCAAUUGGCCACUAUUAAUGCGGCACUUAAUGGCCCCGGUCUUUCUAUACUAUCUACGGGCAAUGAAAAACAUUCAGCCGAUAUUGGUGUACAAACUGAACCGGUCAUUGAAUUGGAAAUUGAAUCGAAAAUAAUUAAUAAAACAUUUGGUCGUUUCGCAUUGAAUAAAACCAAAGAAAUCAUCAUUGAUAAUAGUAAACAAGUACGUUCGUUCAUCUACGAAUGGUUUAUAGAUCAUCCCAGCAAUCAAGUACAUGUUAUAUUGUGCAUUAUAAUAGUUGUCAUGUUUAUAAUGUUUUGGUACAUGUACAGUUCGGUGCGUGAGUUGAGGAAUCAAAGCGAGAAUGGCUCAAAAACUAAUGGUUACAGCGGAAGUCGUGGUAGUGGCAGUAGUAAUAUUAGUGCUCAAGAUUUGGUCGAUUUGGGAGAUGGUCAUAUACGGGUGGGCAAAAUAUCAUUUAAUUCCAACGAAGUGUUGGGUAAGGGCUGUGAAGGUACUUUUGUUUUCAAGGGUACUUUCGAGGAACGUUUUGUGGCGGUUAAACGUUUAUUGCCAGAAUGUUUUACUUUCGCUGAUCGUGAAGUGGCAUUGUUGCGUGAGAGCGAUGCUCACGAAAAUGUUGUGCGUUAUUUUUGUACCGAACAAGAUCGCCAGUUUCGUUAUAUUGCUGUAGAGCUAUGUGCUGCCACGCUACAAGAUUAUACAGAAGGUGAACGCAGCAUAGAAUUACGUGAGCAGAUAUCAGUGUGGGAAGUGAUGAAACAGUCUGCUGCGGGUUUGAAUCAUUUGCAUUCAUUAAAUAUAGUACACCGAGAUAUUAAACCACAAAAUGUUUUAUUGUCCUUACCUGAUGUAAAUGGUGCCGUUCGUGUUAUGAUCUCAGAUUUUGGUCUUUGCAAAAAACUAAAUUAUGGUAAAACAAGUUUUUCUAGACGCUCGGGUGUUACGGGCACCGAUGGCUGGAUAGCGCCAGAAAUGAUGAAAGGCCAAAGAACUACAACAUCUGUAGAUAUAUUUUCAUUGGGUUGUGUUUAUUAUUAUGUCCUAAGCAAGGGACAGCACAUUUUUGGAGACGCUUUAAAGAGACAGGCCAAUAUAUUGGCAAAUGAUUUUAAUAUGAAUCAUUUGCAACCUGAUCUUAAAGAAGAAUCUAGUAAAAUUAUUUUAGCUGAACAACUAAUCAGUGAUAUGAUACAUAAAGAUCCACAAUUUCGUCCACCAGCUAGAUGUAUUGGCAAUCAUCCUAUAUUCUGGAACAAUCAAAAAAUCUUGGCUUUUCUACAGGAUGUAAGUGAUCGUGUUGAAAAAUUACAAUUUAAUGUUGAGCCUUUAAAAUCGCUGGAGAAAAAUGGUAGCAUUGUGGUAUUGGAAGAUUGGAAUUUACAUUUAGAUCCUAUAAUAACUGAAGAUUUGCGUAAAUUCCGCGGUUAUAUGGGAGCAAGUGUGAGAGAUCUAUUGAGAGCUUUAAGAAAUAAGAAACACCAUUAUCACGAAUUAACCGUUGAAAUGCAGAAUAUACUUGGCAGCAUUCCACAUGAAUUUACUAACUAUUGGAUUAGUAGGUUCCCUCAUUUAAUAUCGCAUGCUUAUCAUGCGUUUAGUAUUUGCUCUAAUGAGCCUAUUUUCCAAACCUAUUACAAUUCCUCUUAUCAUUUUACUCGGCCAGAGUAUUUUGAUGCUGACGAUGAUUUAUAUCCCACUCUCUUGCAGAGAGAUCCUAAACCUUUGCUAAAACAACAAGGCACAAGUAAUAGUCCUAAGAAAACUUCACAAACUCCUGCUCAAGCACGUCAACGUAGGGGCGCCUAUAGUUUUCGCAAAUCAACGGUCGAUGAAGAUUCAUCGACGCCUCAGGGUUUGUUGCGCAAUUUUGAAGGUUCCUUAGAUGUCGAGGAAGAUAAACGUGAUGUAUUUGCUAAUUUUAAAUUUAGACGUUAUGCUAAUAAGACAUCUAAUCGUAAUUAUAAUAAUGCCAAUAAAAAGGAUAAAAAUGUAACAUGGACUUUAAAUCCAACAACUACAACUAAAGAUGAAUAGUUUAUAGAUUUUUCACUUGUUUUAGUUAAAAACAAAAUUAUACUUAAAUUAAUUGUGCAACUUUCCGUUUUUUUUUAAUGUUAAAUGUAUUUAUUACACAAAUAUUAAUUAGCUGUUCUAUCCUUAAGUUAAUUAAUUGUCUAUUUACGCACCAUUUUAUUUAAAAUUUAGUGAGGAAUAUUUGUAGCAUCAUUUUAAUUUCCUUUAGCAUAAAUAUAUACAUAUUUUGAUAAAAAAAUAUUAGUUGUUAAGCUAUUCGUUUAAUAAUAAACAUUUGUUAGUGAAACUUAACAUCCUAACGAAUAAAUUGUCUGUGAUAAAUAUAAUAUUUCUUUUUUAUAUUUCUUAAAAAUAAAACAAAAUAGAAAAAAACUUAACCUUUAAAAUCUAAAAUGUUUUUUUUAGUAUUUGAG